Molecule: messenger RNA, 1986 nt
Organism: Candida albicans SC5314
Lineage: Eukaryota; Fungi; Ascomycota; Pichiomycetes; Serinales; Debaryomycetaceae
Gene: RIM101
Product: alkaline-responsive transcriptional regulator
Exons: 1
Coding region: 1-1986 (661 amino acids)
Biological process (GO): positive regulation of transcription by RNA polymerase II
Cellular component (GO): nucleus
Source: RefSeq, a predicted model, not a curated record
AUGAAUUACAACAUUCAUCCCGUAACAUACUUAAAUGCUGAUAGCAAUACCGGUGCAAGUGAGAGUACUGCAAGUCACCAUGGUUCCAAGAAAUCACCUUCCUCAGAUAUUGAUGUAGAUAAUGCUACGUCACCUUCAUCUUUUACUUCGUCCCAAUCACCUCACAUUAAUGCUAUGGGUAACAGUCCCCAUUCCUCAUUCACUUCUCAAUCUGCAGCCAAUUCUCCUAUCACUGAUGCCAAACAACAUUUGGUUAAACCAACCACCACCAAGCCAGCAGCUUUUGCUCCUAGUGCUAAUCAAUCUAACACCACAGCUCUGCAAUCUUAUACCCAACCAGCACAACAAUUACCAACUCAGUUACACCCAAGUCUUAACCAAGCCUACAACAACCAACCAUCUUAUUAUUUACACCAACCAACUUAUGGCUACCAACAACAACAACAACAACAACAACAACACCAAGAGUUUAACCAACCAUCACAGCAAUACCACGACCAUCACGGAUACUACUCAAACAACAACAUUUUGAAUCAGAAUCAACCAGCUCCACAACAAAAUCCAGUCAAGCCAUUCAAAAAGACAUACAAGAAAAUCAGAGACGAAGAUUUGAAAGGUCCUUUCAAGUGUUUGUGGAGCAACUGUAACAUUAUUUUCGAGACUCCAGAAAUUUUGUACGAUCAUUUGUGUGACGACCAUGUUGGUAGAAAGUCUUCGAACAAUUUGUCAUUGACUUGUCUUUGGGAAAAUUGUGGCACAACUACAGUUAAGAGAGAUCACAUUACUUCUCACUUGAGAGUCCAUGUCCCAUUGAAGCCUUUCCAUUGUGACUUGUGUCCCAAAUCGUUCAAGAGACCUCAAGAUUUGAAGAAACAUUCCAAGACUCACGCUGAAGACCAUCCAAAGAAGUUAAAAAAGGCACAAAGAGAGUUGAUGAAACAACAACAAAAAGAGGCCAAGCAACAACAGAAAUUGGCCAACAAGCGAGCAAACUCGAUGAAUGCAACUACCGCAUCCGAUUUGCAAUUGAACUACUAUUCCGGUAACCCUGCUGAUGGAUUGAACUACGACGACACCUCCAGAAAAAGAAGAUACGAAAACAAUUCUCAACACAACAUGUAUGUGGUUAAUAGUAUUUUGAACGAUUUCAACUUCCAACAAAUGGCACAAGCUCCACAGCAACCAGGCGUUGUUGGAACCGCAGGUUCUGCUGAGUUCACCACCAAGAGGAUGAAAGCCGGCACUGAGUAUAACAUUGAUGUGUUUAACAAGUUGAAUCAUUUGGACGACCACUUGCACCACCACCACCCUCAACAGCAACACCCACAACAACAAUAUGGCGGUAACAUCUAUGAAGCUGAAAAAUUCUUCAACUCCUUAUCGAAUUCCAUCGACAUGCAAUAUCAAAACAUGUCAACCCAAUAUCAACAACAACAUGCUGGUUCUACUUUUGCUCAACAGAAACCAACUCAACAAGCAAGUGGCCAAUUGUAUCCUUCUUUACCAACCAUUGGCAAUGGCUCAUACACCACCAGUGGAUCAUCACACAAAGAAGGGUUGGUUAAUAACCAUAAUGGAUACUUGCCAUCUUAUCCUCAAAUCAACCGUUCUUUGCCAUAUUCUUCUGGUGUGGCACAACAACCACCAAGUGCAUUAGAGUUUGGCGGUGUUUCAACCUACCAGAAAUCUGCACAAUCAUAUGAAGAAGACAGCAGCGACAGUUCAGAGGAAGACGAUUACAGCACUUCUUCAGAAGACGAGCUUGACACCUUGUUUGAUAAAUUAAACAUCGAUGACAAUAAAGUUGAAGAAGUGACGAUUGAUGGGUUCAAUUUGAAGGAUGUUGCCAAGCACAGAGAAAUGAUCCAUGCUGUUCUUGGCUAUUUGAGAAACCAAAUCGAACAACAAGAAAAGGAAAAGAGCAAAGAACAAAAGGAGGUUGACGUUAAUGAAACUAAAUUAUAUCCAACUAUAACUGCUUUCUAA